Aspergillus steynii IBT 23096 is the source of this 3889-nucleotide messenger RNA. Its product is annotated as condensin subunit SMC2. The transcript is spliced from 6 exons. The coding region runs from base 103 to 3642 and encodes 1179 amino acids. Lineage: Eukaryota; Fungi; Ascomycota; Eurotiomycetes; Eurotiales; Aspergillaceae. Gene Ontology annotation, cellular component: chromosome. Gene Ontology annotation, molecular function: protein binding; ATP binding; ATP hydrolysis activity. The record is from RefSeq and is a predicted model, not a curated record. Gene Ontology annotation, biological process: chromosome organization.
UCCGCCCAGUCCCUGUGCGAUCCGCAUCCUGCCCAUCGAUUCCCAGACGCCCUCCCAUGCGCUUCAGUUGCUAGUUGAUGGGGCAGUCCUGGAGUCGCAAACAUGAGGAUUACGGAGAUCAUUAUUGACGGUUUCAAAUCGUAUGCCGUGCGUACGGUGAUUUCAGGAUGGGAUGAAUCGUUUAACUCCAUCACUGGCCUUAACGGCAGUGGUAAAUCCAACAUCCUCGAUGCCAUCUGUUUCGUCCUAGGUAUUACGAAUAUGACCACCGUCCGCGCGCAGAACUUGCAGGACCUUAUCUACAAGCGUGGUCAAGCCGGCGUGACCAAAGCCAGUGUCACUAUUGUAUUUGAUAACCGCGACACCGCAAAAUCGCCUAUUGGUUUCGAAGAAUAUGCGAACAUCUCCGUGACCCGACAGAUCGUUCUCGGCGGCACGAGCAAAUACCUGAUCAACGGACACCGUGCGCAGCAGCAGACGGUGCAGAACCUGUUCCAGAGUGUGCAACUCAACAUCAACAACCCCAAUUUCCUGAUUAUGCAGGGUCGGAUCACAAAGGUUCUGAAUAUGAAGGCGGUUGAGAUCUUGUCCAUGAUCGAGGAAGCGGCUGGUACGCGAAUGUUCGAGGAUAGGCGAGAGAAGGCGGUGAAGACAAUGGGCAAGAAAGAAUUAAAGCUGCGCGAAAUCGAGGGUCUUCUGAAGGAAGAAAUUGAGCCAAAGCUGGAAAAGCUGCGAUCCGAGAAGCGAGCUUUUCUUGAUUUCCAACAGACACAAAACGAUCUUGAGCGACUGACACGCUUGGUCGUUGCUCACGAUUACCUUCGGGGUGGCGAGCGUUUGCGAGUUACGGGCGAGGAAUGCGAAGCCAAAAGACGCAAGGUGCAAACGCUCGAAGAUAAUGCGACUCGGCUUAAGAGCGAGAUAAAUCAUCUGGAAGAAGAUGUGAAGAGAGUGAGGACCGCUCGCGACAAGGAAUUACGAAAGGGCGGCAAAUUUCAAGCUCUUGAGGAUGAGGCCAAGUCGCAUUCGCAUGAACUCGUUCGGUUGACCACCGUGUUCGAUCUAAAGAAUGCUAGUAUCUCGGAAGAGAAAGAGAAGCAAAAGGAGGUCCACAGAACUGUGAAGGAUCUGGAGAAAGUUCUGAAGGAGAAGAAGAAGAUCUACGACAAACUGCAGGCCCAAUAUGACUCCGCCAAGGCAGAACUGGACGCCCAAACCGCCGAGGUGGAGCAAAAGGAGGAAUUGCUCCAGACACUACAGACCGGUGUGGCUUCGAAAGAAGGCCAGGAAAGUGGAUACCAAGGCCAAUUACAAGACGCCCGUAACCGUGCCAGUACCGCUGCUACGGAGCAAGAACAAGCCAAGCUGAAGAUUGCCAACCUGGAAAAACGAAUCAAGGAAGAGGAGCCGAGAGCGAAAAAGGCCAAAGAGCAGAAUUCGGGUCUCCUUAAGGACCUCGAAGGCCUCAAAUCGCAAGCUAAGAAGCUUGAUGCGGAGCUUGCAAGACUUGGCUUUGAACCGGGCCGAGAGGAGCAGCUCUAUCAGGAACAAACUACUCUGCAGAGGGAGAUCCGCGAAUUGCGUCAGAAUGCGGACGGCCUCCAACGCAGGGUUGCGAACAUCGACUUCCAAUACGCCGACCCUCACCCGAACUUCGAUCGGUCCAAAGUCAAGGGACUAGUGGCCCAGCUUUUCACGUUGAACAAAGAGAAGCUUCAAGCUGCUACCGCGCUGGAGAUUUGUGCCGGUGGUCGUUUGUACAACGUGGUGGUUGACUCUGCAGAAACCGGUACCCAGCUGCUCCAGAAGGGAAAACUUCGCAAGCGAGUGACAAUCAUCCCGCUAAACAAGAUAUCAUCUUUCAAGGCAUCCGCCGAGAAGAUUGGGGCGGCACAGAACAUUGCCCCUGGGAAGGUGGACCUGGCCUUGUCCCUUAUUGGAUAUGAUGAGGAAGUUACGGCGGCCAUGAACUACGUUUUUGGCAAUACCCUGAUUUGCAAUGACGCAGACACGGCCAAGAAGGUCACCUUUGACCCAUCCGUGCGAGUUAAAAGCGUUACCUUCGAUGGCGAUGUAUAUGACCCUUCUGGUACGCUGUCUGGUGGUAGCUCUCCAAACUCAAGCGGUGUGCUUGUUACCCUGCAAAAGUUGAACGAGAUCACGAGGGAGAUUAGAAGCAAGGAGCGCCUGUUGGCUACUUUGGAAGACACCAUGAGAAAAGAGAAAAAGAAGCUCGAUGCGGCUCGCUCGAUCAAGCAGGAACUGGACCUGAAGAACCACGAGAUUAAGCUUACAGAGGAGCAAAUAAGCAGCAACUCUUCCUCAUCGAUCAUUCAAGCCGUCGAGGAGAUGAAAGAGAACAUCCAGCAAUUGAAGAACGACAUUUCUGACGCGAAGUCUCGUCAGAGUGAGGCAUCCAAGGAUAUUAAGCGAAUCGAGAAGGAUAUGAGUGAGUUUAACAACAACAAAGACAGCAAGCUCGCCGAGCUGCAAGAGUCGCUGGAUUCUCUCAAGAAGAGUCUUUCAAAGAACUCGAACUCCGUCAAGACACUGCAGAAGGAGCUUCAAGAUUCUCGAUUGGAAUCGGAGCAGGUCGGUGGCGACCUUUCAGCGGCCGAGGAGCAAAGUACCGAGGCCGAGAAUACUCUUCAAUCACAGAUGGAGGAGAUCGAGUCGAUGAAGAGGGACCAAGCUCGUAUCAAGGACGCCCAUGACAUGGCUCAAGCACAGCUUGAUGACGAAAGAGCCAAGCUGACUGGCUUUGACGACGAGUUGCGCGACUUGGACGCGACCAUGAAGGCGAAGAACUCCCAAGUUACAGAAGAGGGUCUCGAAAUGCAAAAACUCGGUCAUCAACUUGAGAAGUUGCAGAAGGAUCAACAAGCUGCAGCCCAGGCCGUCUCUUACAUGGAAGAAGAGCAUGAAUGGAUUGCGGAUGAAAAGGACAAUUUCGGACGGUCCAACACUGCGUACGACUUCAAGAACCAGAACAUCGCCGAAUGCAAGUCGACGUUACGCAACCUGACGGAACGAUUCCAAGGAAUGAAGAAGAAGAUCAACCCUAAGGUGAUGAACAUGAUCGACAGCGUGGAGAAGAAAGAGGCUGCGUUGAAGAACAUGAUGAAGACGGUCAUUCGAGAUAAGCGCAAGAUUGAAGAGACCAUCAUCAAUCUCAACGAGUACAAGAAGGAGGCUCUUCACAAGACCUGGACCAAGGUCAACGCCGAUUUUGGACAGAUCUUCUCAGAGCUCCUUCCCGGCAGCUUUGCGAAAUUGGAUCCCCCCGAAGGCAAGGAUAUCACCGAUGGUCUGGAAGUCAAGGUGUCUCUGGGUAAGGUCUGGAAACAGAGUCUGACGGAAUUGAGUGGAGGACAACGAUCGCUUAUCGCUCUUUCGCUCAUUAUGGCCCUCCUGCAAUUCAAGCCAGCACCGAUGUAUAUUCUGGACGAGGUGGAUGCAGCACUGGAUCUGUCGCAUACCCAGAACAUUGGUCGUCUGAUCAAGACCCGGUUCAAGGGCUCCCAGUUCAUCAUCGUUUCCUUGAAGGACGGCAUGUUCCAGAACGCCAACCGGAUCUUCCGAACGAGAUUCAGCGAGGGAACGAGUAUUGUCCAGGCUCUCACUCCGGCCGACAUGAAAUGAUUGGGUUGGGAUGCCGUGCUUUUUUUCUUGAUUAUAUUUUCUGCUUCUUCCUAUUCUUGCUGUCCAUAUUGUUGCGUCGUUGGUCUUUUGCCAGUUGAUUCUCCGACCGUUCUAUCGUUUCUGGGUUGGCAUUGCGGGACAGGUCAUGGAGGACUAUUUACGAAGGUGUUUCUCGGAUCAUAUAUAUUGGCUGCUUUUACCUGUGAUGAUACACGCCUGAUAAUGAAUGAACCCAUUCUAUUCUCUG